Mobula hypostoma (lesser devil ray) is the source of this 823-nucleotide messenger RNA. RefSeq names its product DNA replication licensing factor MCM3-like. Gene Ontology annotation, biological process: mitotic DNA replication initiation; DNA strand elongation involved in DNA replication; double-strand break repair via break-induced replication. The transcript has a single exon. The record is from RefSeq and is a predicted model, not a curated record. Gene Ontology annotation, molecular function: single-stranded DNA binding; single-stranded DNA helicase activity; ATP binding. NCBI's taxonomy places the organism in Eukaryota, Metazoa, Chordata, Chondrichthyes, Myliobatiformes, Myliobatidae. Gene Ontology annotation, cellular component: MCM complex; nucleus. Bases 67 to 723 code for a protein of 218 amino acids.
GUGCUCACCACAGAAGCAGCCAACUACAUUGCGGAGGAGUACUCCAGCUUGCGUAGCCAGGACCAGAUGAGUUCCGAUGUGGCUCGGACUUCACCGGUCACUGCCCGAACUCUGGAGACCUUGAUCAGGUUGUCGACUGCCCACGCAAAAGCCAGGAUGAGCAAAUCCAUCGACCUCCAAGAUGCUGAAGCUGCUGUCGAACUGGUUCAGUUUGCUUACUUCAAGAAGGUUUUGGAGAGACAAAAGAAAUCACGCAAAGAUGAGAGUGACGUGGAGACGGAGGAAGAGGAGGUGACCCAGGAUGAUGGCGACAGCAAGAAGAGGAGGAAGCCCCAGUCGAAGGGUGGUGAAGGCAGAAAGCGGAGACGGGAGCUGGGUGAGGAUGAGCAGUAUGACCCCUACGACUUCAGUGAUGCUGAGGAGGAGGCUCCAGACACCCAGCCGCGCACUCCAAAGACCCCUGAUGCUGACGAGCGGAUGGACGUCGGUGAUGGAGCUGCUGAAACUGUGCUAAGUGAAGAAAGGUUGAAGGUGUUCAAAGCUGCCCUGUUAGAUGCUUUCAAAGCUGUACAUGCACAGUCCCUCGGAAUGCAAACCCUGAUGGCUUCAAUCAACAAAGGAAAUGAGGUUCCAUUCUCCGAGGAGGAGGUGCAGGCCGCUCUCGACAAGAUGCAGGAAGACAACCAGAUUAUGGUGUCAGAUCAGAUCAUCUUCCUGAUCUGAAGUAGUCAAUUUCAACAUGCACCUCCUGUGCAUCAGACAGAUCUAAAAGCACAGUGGGGUGUGACUAAAGGACCUGCUGUGACUGCUUAAAUAUUGGCCA